Molecule: messenger RNA, 1080 nt
Organism: Schistosoma curassoni
Lineage: Eukaryota; Metazoa; Platyhelminthes; Trematoda; Strigeidida; Schistosomatidae
Source: the annotation of a GenBank genome assembly
AUGCCGAUUGUUUGUCCAAUCUUACAUUUCUUAACUUUAUUGUUAACAGUGAUCAUAGUUUUCAGUUGUGAACAUCAGUCACCUAUUAUAAUAGUGAAUACAUGGCCAUUUUCAAAUGCAACCGAUGCUGGAUGGAAUAUCCUUAGUCCAUCGAAUUCCAAAGUAUGUGGUUCAUCAAUAGAUGCUGUCGUUGCUGCAUGUACAAAUGCAGAAGAUGAUCCAAAUAUUGAAAGUGUCGGUUAUGGCUGUUCACCUGAUGAAAGUGGACACACUUUAUUAGACGCAAUGGUGAUGGAUGGUAAAACAAUGGAGGCUGGUGCGGUAGCAUCAAUGCCUGAUAUUCGACAAGCAUCCCAAGUGGCACGUGAUGUCCUAUUAAGCACUCAACAUACAUUACUAGUUGGGCCACUUGCAGCAGAAUUCGCAAAGUCAAGAGGAUAUAAACCAACUUCGUUAGAUACGCCUAAAUCACAUGAUUUAUGGCUAAAAUGGAAAAACAAUAAUUGCCAACCAAAUUUUCGUAAAUCAUCAAAUUGGAUUCCAGAUCCUAAAAUAUCAUGUGGACCAUAUAGAUGGAACGUUUCUGAUGUUAAUUUACUUGAAUCGAGUGAUCAACGUGUCAACAAAUUAGAUAUCAAUAAUCAUGAUACAAUUGGUGUGAUUGCUUUGGAUGCUUAUGGUUCAAUGGCUGUCGGUACAUCAACCAGUGGGUCAACAUAUAAAAUCCCUGGACGUGUUGGAGAUUCACCUAUUCCUGGAGCUGGUGGUUACGUCGUGAAUAAUAUUGGUGGUGCUGUUGCUACUGGUGAUGGAGAUCUUAUGAUGCGCUACCUAUUGAGUUUUCAAGUCGUUGACUACCUUCGUCAAGGAAUUGGUCCAAAUGAGGCUUGUAAAAGAGCUUUGCAAAGCGUGAGAUCGCCAAAAAAAUGGUAUGGAGCUUUAGUCGCUCUUACAAGUCAAGGUGAACAUGGAUCAGCUUGCGUAGGAUUCGCUAAUUUCAAGUACAGUGUUCGAGCUUCGUGGAUUGGUAAUCAAACUAAAAUAAUUGCUGUAUCUUGUACUGAAUUAAAUGAAUUAUGA